Mesorhabditis spiculigera is the source of this 678-nucleotide messenger RNA. Lineage: Eukaryota; Metazoa; Nematoda; Chromadorea; Rhabditida; Rhabditidae. The record is from the annotation of a GenBank genome assembly.
AUGCCCGUUCUCUACCUCCUCAUCGUGUUGAUAGCCCCAGUUUCCGGCCAAAUCAACCUCGGCACGUUCAAUUUGGGGCGAGACCCGUAUGGGCAGUGGAAUCUUGGUUUUAACCAGGGUGCAAAUUUGUUCGGAUUUGGCGGCGAUCGAGGGAUUGCGUUGAGUGGUGGGGAUCGAGGAUUUGGGAUGCAGACAAACGGCGGGGCACUGGUCGGCGGUGAACGAGUCGGCGUCGACUCUGGACUCGGUGUCGACAAGCAGAAUGGCCUCGGACUGGGCAGCUUACUAUCGUUCGGCAACCAACCGGCCAACCAACCAGGCGGCCAACUGCAGCAGUUCCUCCAAAACAUCGGACGCUUUUUCUCGGGGAUCGCGCCGACACCUGCAGCUGCACCAGCAGGCCCGUUAGGACGUGAAGUUUCGAGCUCAGGCGGCCCGCUGGGAACGAUAGGAGUCGCGUCCCGACCGGCUCCGAAUAUGCCACAACAACCAGACACCUCUUCCGAAAGUGCAGGAGAAGCGAGCUUCCCGACACUAGCUCCGGACACGCUCUCCGGAGACCGCGAACCCCCAUCAAUCCAGGCAAACAUCGAUGAAGCCCAUAAUUCGGUGGAAACGGUCGAUAGAAGACCGACGAAUCCCCGACGACUUCCCGGCCUCGUCGAUAUGAACGAAAAU